Molecule: messenger RNA, 5423 nt
Organism: Ostrinia furnacalis (Asian corn borer)
Lineage: Eukaryota; Metazoa; Arthropoda; Insecta; Lepidoptera; Crambidae
Gene: Syn1
Product: Syntrophin-like 1
Exons: 10
Coding region: 330-1883 (517 amino acids)
Cellular component (GO): dystrophin-associated glycoprotein complex; intracellular anatomical structure
Molecular function (GO): protein binding; structural molecule activity
Source: RefSeq, a predicted model, not a curated record
GUUUUAUUUACUCCUAGUCACCCUGCGACUGAAAAUAUCACAAAUUCACAAUAGACAACAAAUCUAAACAUAAUCUGUGCUGCCAUGGGCGGACAUGACAAUGUCAAAUUUCUGUCAAUUUUGUUUAUUGAUUGUGAAAUGGAUUCAUAUUUUUAUUUAAAUAAUUAGCAUUAUUCGCUAGAUCACCUAUUUUUGAUUGUUAUACUAUCUAAAAUAUUUACUUUUCAAUCCAAAAAUGAAUUGAACGUGUAAGAUAUGGUGGUUUAGUGAAAUUAACUAAUUUUCUCUUAUUACUUUGAAUUACAAAUUUUAUCUCCGUUGCUGAAAUUAUGGUAGAAAACGGUGCCUCCAGUGGGGGCAGUGAUAGCCCAAGCGCAACUUGUGCAAGAUCUGGGCUUUUGGAGACUUUGGUGCGUGGUGUUUGGUACCGCGUACAUUGUACACUGGAAGAUGAUUAUUUUAGUGUUUGUUUGGAUGAUGGAUACGACGCUACCACAACUCUAAACGGGACGAUUAAUAACAACAACGUUGAGACUCCAAAUAGUGAUUUCACAGAAGUUCCAGAAGCUAUUGCAAACCAGAAACGUUUAGUACAAGUAGUGAAAUCAGACAAUAAUGGUUUAGGUAUAUCAAUAAAAGGUGGAAUAGAAAACAAUAUGCCUAUAUUAAUAUCAAAAAUAUUUAAAGGAAUGGCUGCAGAUCUUACAGAACAGUUGUAUGUUGGUGAUGCAAUAUUGUCAGUCAACGGGGAAGACUUGAAAGAUGCUACACAUGAAGAAGCAGUCAAAGCUUUGAAGAGAGCUGGAAAAAUGGUCCAACUUGAAGUGAAAUAUUUGAGAGAAGUGACUCCAUACUUUCGGAAGGCGUCGAUCAUCAGUGAGGUGGGGUGGGAGCUGCAGCGCGGCUACAUGGCGGAGGCGCCGCCGUCGCCGCCGUCCCCGCGCCGCCGCCGCGCCGACACGAGAUACGUGCCAUUAUUGAUGGCCUGCGUAGCCAAAAACCUUCGCCACCAUGACCCAGAGGAGCGCACGAUCGAGGUGUACUCUCCGGACGGGGUGCAUGCGGUAGCGCUGCGGGCGGAGGACAGUUCCGAUGAAGCAGAAGGCUGGCAUCGCGCGGUACGUCACACCGCGCGCCGCGCCGCCCGCGCCGCGCUGGCCCGCGCGCGCCCGCGCCUGCGCCCGCUCGUCGGCGACGUGCGCUACGCCGGCUGGCUGGCCCGCCGCCCGCCGCAGGAUCAUAUAAGUGCAUCUGGCGGGUCAGACAGUUCCGAUGAAGCAGAAGGCUGGCAGCCGACUUUUGUGGCUAUAACAGACAGAGAGUUGAGGCUGUACGAGGCGGCGCCGUGGUCGGGCGAGGCGUGGUGCGCGCCCAGCGAGAGCUUCAGCCUGGCGGCCACGCGGCUGGCGUGGUGGCGGCGCGGCGGCGCGCAGGCGGCCGCGCUGGGCGUGCGCGCGGGCACGCCGGCCGGCCUGUGCGUGCGCGCGCUGCGCGAAGACACGCCGCACGACCUGGCCGCCGUGGCCGGCGCGCUGGUCGACGGCGCGCAUCACGCUGUGCGCGCGCAGCCCGAGUUCACCUUCCGCUGCCGCUUCCGCGGCGCGUGCGCGCGGCUGUCGCUGGGCGCGGGCGGCGUGUGCGUGUGGGAGGCGGCGGGCUCGCUGGGCCGCGGCGGCGCGCGCGCGCUGUUCCGGCGGCCGCUGCACGCGCUGCGCGCCUCCGCCGACGACGACCGCGCCGCGCUCUGGCUGCACUUCGCCGACCCCGACACGCUGGAGCUGGACAUGGAGGGCAGCCCGAAGCCGGCGGUGUUCAUCCUGCACAACCUGCUGUCGGCGCGCGUGCACGCGCUGCCGCCCGACGCCGCCGCGCAGCCGCUAUAACCCGCCUCCGACGCGCCCGACGCUCGUGGCCGUAGACGCGCGUCCGACGCCGGUUACACUGAGCGCGAUGUCUUAGACGCAUCGGUUACUGGCUACAUAGAUCACGACCCCCGACGAGUGUUAGACGCCGCCCAUUUUGAUCGCGACGUUCGACCCGUGUCGGACGUCGGUCAUUUUGAUCGCGACAGCCGAGGCGUAUCGGACGUGAUUCACGUCGAUUGUGACAACCGGGAUUCGACGUUUUUAGUAUGAAUGUCGGAAGUAUAAUCCCUCAAACGCUACGUUCGCACAUGUCGUCGCUAUAUGUUUUUUUCAUCACAAUUUUUUUGUUAGAUAGGUAACGUAUCAACGCCGUUUAUUUGUCAGUGGUUUAAUUUAAUAUACUACGAUCAAAUUGUGUAUUUAGUUAUUUUAUUAUUCCUACAAAAAUCCGCUGAUUCAAAGAUUUCGGUGUAGCUGAAUGGUUAAAUAAAAUGUAAACGUAUUAUUAAGCUAUUUUGUCGAAAUACCUCUGAAGUUAUCUAAGAUCUGUUUAUUGAGAUUAGUGUCUGAGAUAAGCAAGAAAUGAACAUGAUUAGGAUAAAUGUGCAAAAAAUAAGCGAACCGGCGCGGUCUUAAAACAUGAUAGAUAAGUUUGCUUUGGCUUUGUUAAAGUCCAAGGCUUUACUGGUGAAGUAAAUAGGUUCUGUAGGUUAUGCGGAGCUAGCUAAAUGUCCUGCUUCAAUGACGACAUUAGAUGUGUACUCUUGUAAAGGUAAAGUUGUAAAGGCUAUUUUAAAUUCUGAUUACGAAAGUCUUAUAAUUAAGUAACGAAAUGUAUUGAGGUCAAUGUAGUUCGUGAAACGUGUUUAUCAUUGAACGACGUCAAUCUGUGAUGAUUCACAUCUCUAUCAUGAGGAUAAUCUUUCCAUAUCGAAUUUUGUAAAUGCUAAAUCAUGAAUGUAUAUUUUUUAACAUUUGACAAGUACAUUUAAGACGAGGAUUACAUUCCAGUCCAGGGCUAGUAAUCGAGCGAGCUAAUUUAACAGUUGUCAUGCGGACUACUCUUUCUCCGUUAUGAAAUACCAAAUAUACUAGUGGUGGUUUAGAAGCUGUAAUAUUUAAAACGGUGACUAUGCUCAACUACCUUGUCGUAUGACUAGUUGUAUUUUUUCAAGAAUUUGAUGUUUCUCCGAUAAUGAAAGGUGUUAGUUACGAUGAGCAUACUACAUCCUAAAAAAUCAAGGUAUAAAUAUUACACGUUAUAAACGCCACCAUGGAGAGAGAAUAUCUUGUGAAAUUAGGUUAAUUUUUACUAUUAAUUCUUCUAAGAUGUAUAUCGACAGUAAGUUUCGUUAGCAUUGCGAGUAGUGAUAGAGACUUAUUUCGGUAAAAUAGAGCGCUCUAAAACUCAACGAAAUCUCAGUAAAAUCGCUAGCAUCUUUGAACUGACGCAUUCGAAAGAAUCAUGUAGCAAAUUAUUGCCUUCGCCUUAUGGAGUAUUUAUAUUGUGUAUAAUGUUACAUUUAUAUUUCAUUGGUUUACAUUGUGGGUUGUCAUUUAAGACGUAGGUAUCUCAUUUUCUCAGUGAUCUUUGAAGGCACUUUUACUAUUUAUUGCGGAUUAUUUAAUCCGUAUAUAAGACUAACAACAAUCUUCCAAAGAACGAAUCUCUUAAUAUAUUUUUGUUAUAUUCUUAAUAGAACGCGAUUUCACUUUUAAUGUUAGCAUUAUGAAUUGUAAUCACAGUGUAUUUGUAUAAUUUGUGUUAUGUAUAUAUUCGUAGUUAUGCCUAUUGAUUAUUAUUAUAAUUACAACAUUCCCAGAAUGUAGUACAUUAGAGUUGCUUUAAAUAUAAUAGUAGUGUUUUAUCUCGAAUAAGUUAGAGUAAGAUUUCAAUAAUAACUGUAUAUUGUGUUGCUAAUAGCGUAAUUAUACAACUAAGGACGGGCAAUAUUUAAAGUGAUAAAUUUUUACAUGUUAGAAAUAUUUAUUUUAGUACCAGAAAUAUACAAGUUUGCUUUAAGAGGUCAUGGUCAGGUUAUUAAUAGGUGAUAGAUAUUUGUAGAUGAUACCGUUAUAAUUUAAAGAACAGUUGUUGUUCAUAAAUAUCUAUUCCUAUAUUUAUAAACAAUGUUAAAAUGUGGAGAAUUGUGGAAAGUUAUCAUUUUUGCGUCAUUGAUCGGCGACUACCCAAAAGUAGUCAACCAGAUUACGAUCACUAAGCUGUACAUUGGCUGGCUGGAACAAAUGUAGUUCCCAACUUUUACCAAGAAAUCAGUUAUUUUUUACAGCGUUUUAUAAUUAUGUCAAAAAGCAAAUUACUGUAUAAUUUAUAAAACUCGUUUAGACUAUAAAAAAUGCUGCUUCUAUAUAAAUCAGAGUUGCAUUCUGGCAAUGGUUAUAAAUAUAGUUCCCUACUUACUAUUUCCAUUUAAUCUUUGGAACGUGCAAGAUUUAUCAUAAAUAAAAAUUUGCCGAUGUCGGUGCCGAUAAAAAAUGUUGCAUGUUUCAAAUAAAUGUGUUGCCCUUCUUUAUAUGGAUAGUUAAGUCGGAGUGAUACGCAGUGUGUAAUAUUCGUGGUGUUAUUGUGCUCUUUCAUCACAAGCGAUCAGUCGUUAGUUGUAAGUACUUACACAUAACACGAAGACUUUUUACUCUAAACUUUGUUACCGUAUUUUAAAAUCUUUCGGAAUUAGGCUUUUAUCUUAUGAGACGACAUUUGUUACCAUACACUUUCUUAUAACUUGAUGAUGUUGCCAUAUCAGUGUAAUGUAAAUUUAUACUAACAGUAAGACUUAAUAUUGUGUAAUCUCAUAGAAUUUCUACUGAUGACAUUCCUUCUUAUGCUCUAUGAAUCAUUAUAAUAUGUCUAUCAUAAUAUGGAUCAACGAUAGGUCUCAUAAAUUUAGAUGCGACAUAUUAUGGCAUAAUUUCGAUUAAAUUUUCUAUUAAUGGAAUAAAUACUAAAAUUAUGCCACCAAAAUGCCCCCUUUUAUUGUAUUGUUAAUUAUGAAAUUGUUUACAAUUAGAUACGCCUCUGUGGAUCAAUUAAUGUUUUAUUCUCAACAUUGAUUGUUUUUUCAAAGCCCAUCUUGAAUUGCACACCAAAUUAUUUCAUCAUUUAUUCUAAGGUUUCGUGAAGUUUAGAUAAUUUACAAUUAUACCACAUCGUGAUUCAUAUUUGUAGUGGUCUUAUUAUUAUUUCAAAAAAUAUCUUAAUUUUGAGAAGCUUAAAAAAGACAUACAGGCUAGAAGAUUUAUUUAAAAUCUUAUAUGAUGUUUUGAAUGUAGUUUAAUUAUUAUGAAUAACAGGCAGUUAUGGUUAUGUUAUUGUGUUAAUGGUAUAUUUUUAGUACUUUUAUGUAUGCAUGUACCUAAAUAAAACUUGUACCUAUUCGUUCAUACGCUAGAAACGUAUUAUUGUUUAUUUAACGAAAUUAUUGUUGUAUUGUUAAAUAUGUUAAUUGGAUCGGGGAGUGUUAUUAUAAUAUUUACUGUUAUAUUGGAAGUAGUAUAUUUAGCAAUUUAUAAUCUUGCGAUAGUUUUGGAUAUUUUCAA